Molecule: messenger RNA, 3363 nt
Organism: Teleopsis dalmanni
Lineage: Eukaryota; Metazoa; Arthropoda; Insecta; Diptera; Diopsidae
Exons: 6
Coding region: 1-3363 (1120 amino acids)
Biological process (GO): DNA integration
Molecular function (GO): zinc ion binding; nucleic acid binding
Source: RefSeq, a predicted model, not a curated record
AUGGCAAACGAGUUUGCUAAGAUAAUAGCGGAUCAGAACGCUUUUAUGAAAAGCCUUUUGGAUGACCAAAAAGGAUUUUUACAAACAAUACUACGGGGAGUCACUUCAAGUACUAAUGAAGCAGAUGACUCAACAUUUUUCGGCGUAUGCAGUCACCACAGAGCUCAAAAAGAAAGCGUUUUUUUAACAUGGGUUGAUGGUGAGACUUUUGAGUUAUUGAAAAAAUUAUUCGGGAAAAACGAUUUGGAGGGCAUUCCAUUUGCUGAGUUGGUGCAAAAGCUGUCGGAACAUUUCCAAGAACAAAUUCAUGUGGUAGCAGCGCGGUAUAAUUUUAAUAAGUGCUUGAUGAAGCCAACGCAAACAUACAGGGAAUGGAUAGCUGAAUUAAGAGGAAUAGCUAGAGAAUGCCAAUUUCAAUGUAUAGGUGAAAAUUGUACCAAAUCAUAUGUUGAUGAAAUGAUUAGGGACAUGUUAAUUCUGCAUACACCUCAUGACACCGUAAGAGCAGCGGCACUUCAGAAAUUAAAACCUACAUUGGAAGAUGUUUUAUUAAUUGCAGAGUCUUUUACUUCGACGACAAAUGCUACAAAUUCUAUUAAACAACAACAACUCCAAGAGAGUUUGCCGUUAGUUAAUGAAAUCACGUCACAUGCAAAAAAUAGAGCACAAAAAGAGAAAAGUAAGAAAAAAUGUUUCAGGCGCGGAGGCUCUCAUCGACGUAGCGACUGCAAAUUUAGAGAAGCUGUUUGCUUUGUCUGCAAUAAAGUUGGACAUAUAGCAAAAGUGUGCUUGAGCAACAUUAACAACAAAGCAAAUACAAGAAAAUUAAAAAUUACAGCGAAAAAGAAUGAAAAGAAUAGUGCACAAGCAAACGCAAUAGAAUGUAUUGAAAGUUCAUCGGUUUCGGUCAUAACGCAAAAGACAUUUAAUCAGUUAGGCAGGCCAAAACUUCGAAGUUGCACACGUCCAAUUUAUGGUUAUGGUAAAAAGGUGAUAGAAACCUUAGGCGAAUGUGAAAUAAAAAUAAAAUGUGGAAAACUAGAAAAAGAAGCAGUGCUGGUUGUUGCUAAAGUCGAAAGGCCGAUUUCUAAUUUUAAAGCGAGCAUCAAGUCUACGGCUGUACAAAAAUAUUUUAAAUGUCGUCAGGUGCCAUUCGCCCUACUUGAAAAAUUUAACGUGGAAGCUGAUCGACUAGUGCAAAACAGUAUUUGGAAACCUGUUAAGUUUAGCAAUUGGGCUUCUCCAAUCGUACUCGCACCAAAGCAGGACGGCAGUAUUCGUAUUUGCGGGGACUUUAAAGUAACUAUUAAUAGUCAAAUCGAAAUUGAAGGGUUUCCAUUACCAACACGGGCGCAGUUAUUUCAUAAAAUUCGCUAUGUCCGUAUUUUCUCUAAAAUUGACUUAAAGGAUGCAUACUUACAGUUGGAGUUAGACGAAGACUCAAAAAAGCUGGUUGUCGUGAACACACCAAAUGGACUUUUCGAGUAUCAAAGAUUGCCCUAUGGUAUAGCCAGUGCGCCGGCAAUAUUUCAAAGAUAUCUUGAACUAUUUCUGCAAGAAGUAUGGCAUCAAGUGCAAACGGAACAAAUGCAGUUUUUUCAAAACCACAUUGAUUACUUAGGAAGGCGUAUAAGCGCAGAAGGCAUUUUGCCAGAACCAUCAGGAUUAACAGCCAUUCAAAACUUAAAACGGCCUGAAUAUCUGAAAGAAGUGGAAGCGCUAAUGGGUAAGAUAAACCAUUAUUACAAUUACAUUCCAAUCAUGUCGCAAAUCGCUGCUCCGAUAAAUCAGCUUCGCAAGAAAAAUAUUCGUUUUAAUUGGACACACAUACAUGAAGAGGCGUUCAAGUCCUUAAAGAAGCAUAUAGUGAAUGCUACACAAUUAGUUCACUUUCAGGAGCACUUACCAAUAAUCCUCGCUACAGACGCUUCAUCAUCAGGUAUUGGUGCAGUAAUUUCGCAUAUCUUCGCAGAUGGCAGCGAACGCCCAAUAGCAUUCGCAUCAAAGACACUCAACGUUCAUCAAGUAAAGUACAGUCAAAUAGAAAAGGAGGGGCUUGCGAUUGUAUUUGGCAUUCAAAAAUUUCAUCAAUACUUGUAUGGCCGUAAGUUCACUCUAUUCACUGACCACAAACCAUUGGUGAGUAUCUUUAAUCCAGGAAAACACUUGCCAACAACGACUUCAAAUAGACUACAACGGUGGGCAAUAAUUCUAAUGGCCUAUCAGUUCGACAUAAAAUACAAACCUACAGCACAACACGGGAAUGCUGACGCCCUUUCAAGACUACCAGAAGGCCCAGAUAACAACUUUGAUCAAGAGGACAAUUGUUUUGCAGUCGAAGAGCUGGAUACCCCAAUUGAUGCAGAGGUUAUCCGAUUUCAUACAAAGAGGGAUGAAACUCUCAUGAAAGUUCACCGGUUCAUACAACAAGGGUGGCCUAUAUCCGUAGGACCACAACAGGCAGAUAUAUUACCAUAUUUCCAACGUAAUACUGCUUUAGUUAUUAUUGAUAACAUUAUUUGCUUACAGGGCUAUUCAAAUCGGGCUAUAAUUCCAAAAAAACUACGCCAACGCGUCCUUAAACUGUUGCAUGAAAGCCACUGGGGCAUAGUUCGAAUGAAACAAUUAGCUCGAAGAUACUGCUGGUGGCCGGGCAUCGACAAAAACAUCGAGACACUCGCAUCGUCAUGCAACAUAUGUAAAAGAACGUCAGCCAGUCCACCAAAGGAAUUUAGCUCGUGGCCCGAAGCUAUACGUCCGUGGCAACGUGUCCACAUUGACUUCGCCGGACCGGUAUUCAAUCAGCAUAUGUGGCUCGUAUGUGUCGACGCAUUUUCACAGUAUCCGUACAUUGUCCAAUUGUCAAAUACAACCUCUACUGAUACAGUAAAGGCAUUAACAUCAAUUUUUGCCAUAGAGGGUUUGCCGGAAACGUUAGUAAGUGACAACGGUCCACAACUUACAUCCUCACAGUUUAAGGAAUUUUGCUUGAAAAAUGGCAUUCAGCAUGUCACGACAGCGCCAUUUCGCCCGGCUUCAAACGGCUUAGCAGAGCGUUUCGUGCGUACUUUUAAGACAUCUGUUAGCGGUCCUAAAUGGGUCGAAGGAAUAAUUGAGAAAUCUUUGGGAAACAGGGUCUACUUAGUUAAGAUACCGACUGGUCAAUGUAAGCGUCAUCAAAAUCAACUUCAAGCGCGUCAGUUAACACCGCCGCAACCAACUGCCUAUGAACCAUCAAAACAACAUCAGCAGUCAACCAUCGAUGAACCAUUAGAACAACAGCAGCAGUCAACCAUCAAGGAACCGUUACAACAAGAAACAACGAGUUAUGCCGAUUUCAAUCAGAAGAUUUCAGAAACUUAA